GGUUUUCUGCACCUUGGAGCUGGUUACUACUAUCCAGAUCCAGAAGAUCCCGUAAACUCUUCCAUCUAUGAAUAUCUUGUCAGCAUGGACCUCAAGGGAAUGAUGCUAAAGAGCGUGGCAAAUCAGGCACUUGGCAAAUUUGUUCUGAGCGACGUGGAAUGCAAUCGAGUACACGCGGCAAAACUCGCCGAGCUACAUUCUUGA
Messenger RNA from Cylicostephanus goldi, 204 nucleotides. The record is from the annotation of a GenBank genome assembly. Lineage: Eukaryota; Metazoa; Nematoda; Chromadorea; Rhabditida; Strongylidae.